GGCUAACAGUAACCACCGCAGGAGUAGCAGCGCGCCGUCAAAGUCACGUUUUGUUUUCUAUCUAAAAUAUUUCCUGACCAAUUUAUGUCGGACAUGAUCAAAUUGACUUGUUUGUUGGGUAACUCCCUGGGUAGUUUGUGCCGCCACCUCGCUGCUCCUCUCCCCGCCAACCCAGCCGCUUUUUUGUGUAGGAGGACGUUAUGUAGCAGCGCGGUCAGACUGCAAGAGACAGCAUUGUCCAGCGAAGAUGACACAAAAAACUCCAAACAAUUCAGCCACUUCCCUCCGAUGCCUGGCCAGGAGAGUCCCCUCAGGUGGGCUGGGAAGAAGUUUGAGGAGUUACCCAUCAUGCACAUCAAAGCGACGUACAACAACGUACACAUCCACCUGACGGACUGCGACGGACAGUCCAUGAUAAGGACUUCCUGCGGGACGGAAGGUUUCAAGAACAGAAAGAAGGCCACGCCGGUCGCCGCUCAGAGCACCGGCAUCUCCGCCGCAGCGAAAGCCGCCGCAAAGGAAGUGACGUUUGUGCGCGUGGUGGUCAAAGGUCUCGGCCCAGGACGUCUGUCGGCCAUCGAAGGUUUGACCAUGGGCGGCCUGGAGGUGGUCUCCAUCACCGACAACACCCCCGUGCCGCACAAUGGCUGCCGACCUCGCAAAGCCAGGAGGAUAUGAUGAUGAUGAUGAUGGUGGUGGAUCAAUAAACUUGCAUGGUCAGUGCUAUGA
Molecule: messenger RNA, 729 nt
Organism: Nerophis ophidion (straightnose pipefish)
Lineage: Eukaryota; Metazoa; Chordata; Actinopteri; Syngnathiformes; Syngnathidae
Gene: mrps11
Product: mitochondrial ribosomal protein S11
Exons: 6
Coding region: 85-678 (197 amino acids)
Biological process (GO): translation; ribosomal small subunit assembly; maturation of SSU-rRNA from tricistronic rRNA transcript (SSU-rRNA, 5.8S rRNA, LSU-rRNA)
Cellular component (GO): ribosome; mitochondrial small ribosomal subunit
Molecular function (GO): mRNA 5'-UTR binding; structural constituent of ribosome; small ribosomal subunit rRNA binding
Source: RefSeq, a predicted model, not a curated record